Sorex araneus (European shrew) is the source of this 909-nucleotide messenger RNA. RefSeq names its product proline rich 30 (gene PRR30). The coding region runs from base 1 to 909 and encodes 302 amino acids. The transcript is spliced from 2 exons. The record is from RefSeq and is a predicted model, not a curated record. Lineage: Eukaryota; Metazoa; Chordata; Mammalia; Eulipotyphla; Soricidae.
AUGUUGCCUCAAAAAAAGGAGCAGGUCCUGCUACAGAACACAGCGCCCCCUGGACGCCCCCCGCAGGGUCCUUCACAAUUUGUGCACCCCUUGACACCCAACUAUCCUUCUCACUCCCAGUCUCCUGCCCACGGGGAAGGCCCGCCCAGCUCCACCUACACUUUCCUGAGUGCAGGGGUGUUCCCCAAGCAGCAGGCAUGGCACUGGCAUCAGUCCAGGAGCACCACGUCCCCUGGGGAGGCGGAGGGGUGCGUGUCAAGCGGGAGGGACCCUGCAGAUUUCAGGGACCCCGGAGCCCUGGCGCAGGCCCUGGUGGUCCAUCUGGGGCCUCGACGCAUCGCUCAAGACCUGCGGCUGCUGCUGCUGCAGCGUCUGUGGCUCGGCAACAACGGCCAGGCCCCGGUCGUGGAGUACCCUGUGUGCCUGGUGUGUCUCCAGCUCCGCAGCCCCUCCUGCCCCAUCCCCAGGUACAAGACUGGCCCCCACCUGCUUGCCUUCCCCCAACUACUGCCCUGCGCCAAGGACCAGGAAUCUGGACUGCUCCGCCUCGGCAUCGGUUUUGGCCUCCGCCUGCCUCGGGGCCAGGCCAAGGCCUUGCAUCUGCUGCCAAAAAAAAGGCCAGAGAAACCAGAGCCUCAGCAGGUGGCCGCACAGGCCCAUCAAACAUCUCCGCCAGCCCCCAGGGCGCCAACCCCAAUGCCUUGGGCCUGGGAAAAUUCAGUCCCAGGCACAUUCUCGCAGACAGAGAGCCUCAUAUCUGCAGGCCCUCCCUCACCAAACUCCACCCAGUGUCCCGGCUCUCCAGCCCAGGCUCCAAAGCUGCACAAGGCCUCCCCGAAGCCCAGGCCUUGCUCUGCCCCAAAGAGGCCUGCCUCUCCAGAACCCUUUCUCCAAAGGUCGCCACCCUAG